Messenger RNA from Hypomesus transpacificus, 5647 nucleotides. It is a transcript of the gene tp53bp1, whose product is annotated as tumor protein p53 binding protein, 1. Bases 107 to 5503 code for a protein of 1798 amino acids. NCBI's taxonomy places the organism in Eukaryota, Metazoa, Chordata, Actinopteri, Osmeriformes, Osmeridae. Gene Ontology annotation, cellular component: nucleus. Gene Ontology annotation, biological process: positive regulation of transcription by RNA polymerase II; DNA damage checkpoint signaling. Gene Ontology annotation, molecular function: histone binding. The transcript has 28 exons. The record is from RefSeq and is a predicted model, not a curated record.
CUUACUUUUCCCGCGAAGCUAAAGCAGGGGUUUAGGCAAUGGACUUUAUGGGCAUGCUGUGGAAAUGUAAGGUAUUUAUAGCAAACUACCUAUCCUCUGGGCUUUAAUGUCCUUUCCUUGCCUCAUGGAUCCGAGCGGAAGUGACCUGGAGUCGAGUCUGCCCCAGCCAGAGAUCCCUUGUCUGAUUGUAGAGGACUCCCAGCCGGACAGUGCGGCCUUGGAGGACGAUCCCGACAGCAGCUACCGAGCCUUGCUAGCACGACGCCUCUCCAGUUUGCAGCCGACCUCACACAGCCCGGUGCUGGAACUGAUAUCCUCCCCCGCAGGAAGUAGAAGCUCUCAAACCGACAGCCAAUCGGAGGCACCCCAGAGCAGCCAUCCACCCGGGCCAGCCAUCUUGGAGAACAACGAGACCAGUUCGUCUCUUCAGGAGGAAAGUCAAGUCCUAGAAGUCUGUUCUCUCCCUAACAGGAAGAGGUGUACAGAAGGAUACGUGAGCAUGGACUCUGGUGUAGACUCUACCACACACUGUGUCCAGUCUGAAGGAGGGACUUCCCAGUUUGGUAUGCUGGAGCUUUCCGAGAGCCAGGGCCUUCGUGGUGAGAGUAGGAACAGCCAGGAGGAAGAUAUAGCUCCUGCUGCUCAGACAGAGAGCAAAUCAAAGAGGUCUGAGGUGAGCUCCAGCAGCUCGUCUGAGCCCCAGGGCAGGGCGGCCAGAGAGCUGAGCGUCCAUGCUCUGCUUCACUCCCAGGGCCCGCAGGCCAGCGCCGACAGAGACAGCCAGGACCCCGAGCUGCUGUCCUCCCAGGAGGACCUGUUUGAUGCUGAGAAGACAGGCACAGGUGUGGACAGUACAGUGUCAGAGCUGGAGAACCAGGGACGGCCCACCCUGACCCCAGCCCACUCCCUGAGGCUGCUGCAUCUUUCUGGGCAGGGCACCCUCGUGAACGAGAGCCUCUCACAGAAUUCCGUUGACUUUGUGGCACCCACCCAGGAUCAUUUGAGCCAAACUCCUUUUAUCGUCCCCAACUCACCAACGGAACAAGGUGCAGACGAACCCAUGGAUACUUCUCUGCCUCCUGAUGACCAAUCGGGACGGAAGGACGAUGAGCCAAUGGAGAUGGACCUUGUUCCGAAGACACACCCAUCAGCGUCCACUCCAGUAUCCCAGAAUACCCCUGUGUUUGUUUUGGAAAAGCCUCUCUCUCUGCCCAGCCAGCCUGAGUUCUCACAUGAUGUAUUUGUGCCAACCCAGAGCCUGGAGGCUGGUAGCAUGUCUCCACACGAAGCCCACAAGAAGGAGGUGACAUUAUCUUCAUCACUGUCCAAUGACAGAAAGCGUCCAACUGAAUCGGGCCCAUCCAACAUAGUUUCCACCACCGUCCAGCCUAAACCCCUUAGCUGUGACCAGUCAGUGACUGAGUCCUUCCAGCUGGAGUUGUCUGUAAACACUGAGAGCUGUGUCCUGGCCCCAGGGCAGGCCGGAGGGAGUAGGGUGGAGGACGACAGCCAGGCCACCCAGAUAGAAGAGCUGGACAUGCUGCUGGGCACUGACACUAGUGAUGCUGUGACAUCACAGAGAAGCCAGAAGACUGGCUGUAAUGGAAUCUCCUCAGUACUGCUGAAAACUACCGCUGAUGUUCUGCCUAAAGUUCCCCGCGUGCCUGACUCACUGAAGACCCCUAGUGAGCGUGCCAGGACAGAGGAAUGUAUUUCUUCCCAGAAGUCUGACACGCACAAGCAGACGCCGAAUGUUGACAAUGUGAAUGUAAGUGUUAAUGUGCCCAAAACGGGCGUCUCCCAGAGUCAGCCUGAGGGCUCCUCAGCCAAAGUGUCCUCAUCUCAACAGAAGCUGGAGACGGUGGACCUGUCUGCUAGCAGCUGUGUCCAGGAGACUCCCUCCUCCUCUAACAGUGCACCCUGUGGUUUACCCUCCCAGUCCCUCUCCCAGUCUGUAUUCUCCCAGACCUCUCGUUUUGGCACACAGAAGGACCAAUCGCCGUCCAAGAAUCUAGGAGGAGGGCCGAGCAGCCAGCCUCCCCAGAGACUCGGAGACCCCGUCACAGCGAACCCGCGCUUCUCACAAAAGCGUGGAGGUGGCUCUGCCAGUCAGGAGGAGAAGACCAUGGUGGCUGAGAAAGAGGGGAGUGAGGCUGAAGAUGGGAUGGAGGAGGAGGGCAGGAAGCAGGAGAGCUCCGGGCUGUGUCUGGCGCUCUCCCAGAGCCAGGUGUUGUCCCCUGAGCCCAUGGAGGAGGAGGAGGGGGAAGAGGAGGGGGAGGGGAGCGCGGGAAGGGAGGACAGCUGCGUCAUCGUCCUGGAGGAGAGCGAGCGGAGCUCGCAACUUCUCGAGAAGGAAGUGAUGUCGCCGUCUUUCCGGAGCCCUCCUCAACCAAUGCGGAGCCGCGGUGCCGUUUCCACCAAUGGCACUGGGUCUCAGUCCAAGCUGGGGGACUCCCAGCCGGCCCUUAAUAAGGUCUCCCAGGCUGACAGAGUAGGGCCUCGAGAGCUAGACGCACUGCGAGACAAGAGCCUCAGUGACAGCUCUGGAGAUAUUCCUUUCCACUUCACUCUGCCUAAAGAAGGCGAACUGAUAGGCACAGUUGUCAGUGCCACGCCCCCUCUGUUCAGACACAGCACUCCGAACGAGAUGACUUCCUUCCCCAAGAAGUCGGCGGUGGCCGGCGACAUUUCCGCGGAGACGGCAAUGGCGACCAGUGACAUCACAGCGGGGGAGAGCGGGGAGGACACAGCCGGAGGGGAGGAUGGGAAACUGAGUUUGCGGAUGAAGCUGGUGACCCCUGUGGAGGAGGGCAGCUCUGAUUUGGAACGAUUCAGCCUACAAAAACCCCCGCUGUCAGAUGAGGAAAGCUCUGUCUCCAAGGUUACCACAGUUGCCAAGGCUGUAACCAGCUGUCUGUCCAGUCCUUCAGUGUUCAGUCUGGUCAGUGAGGCCCACAGACAGGAAGCUGAUGAUGAGGCCCAGCCCAGCGGCCCGGGAACACCUGUCAGAGGGCCACUGUUUGGGUCCCCCCGCCAGGGCAGGAUCUCCCAGAGCCACAGCCUCCUCAGCAGCCAGUCUGAGCCCCCCUCCAGCACACUAUCGCCUCCAGCAGAACCCUCCACACCGGGCCGUGCUGCUCAGCCCGGCCCACAGACUGGCUCCACAGCGGGGGAGAGAGAGCCGUCCAAGACCCCCGAACCAUCCACCCCAACCAGACCCACAGCCAGACAGAGGGCCGUGUCCCAGCAGACGAGCGUUGAUAACCCCACCACCCCCAGUCCCAGCAAGUCACAUCAGAAGGCCUUUUCCCAGCAGACUAGCUUUGAAUGCUCUGGUCCUCGAUCCCCAACAGGCAGGGGCGAGCCAGAGACUCCGCUCCACAGACCAGCUGCUGGUCCCGCCCAUCGCAGACACAUCCGGACCAUCCAGGAAGUGCGAACGACCGUCACACGCACCAUAACGGACGUUUACUACGAGGAUGGGAGGGAAGUCGACCGCAAGGUCACCGAGGAGUGUGAGGAGCCCGUGGUGGACAGCCGUGAGGUGGACAGUGUACCCUCUCCGUGUCGCACGGUGAGCUCCCUGACCUCGGGGGACCUGGCCGAUGUCAGCUCUCUGUCCUCCAAGGCGUCCAGCCUGCAGCACAGCUCUGUGGGCACCAGCAGCAGCAGCCUCACCGGCCCCCCGCCAGCGCGGAGACCAGACUUCAUCAUGCCCCCCUUCAGAGGGGCCAAGACGGCCAGCCCCAGGAGGGGGAGUGGGCAGCACCAGAGGGGUCACAGGGGUCAAAUGGCAAGGUCAGAGGUUAAAGAGGGCGGAGGUCAUGGAUCCCUGGGGUCUCGGGCCUCCAUCCCACAGACCUCCAGAGGACGGGCGAGGAGGGGCCGGCCUCCGUCCCGCUCAGCCCUGUCCAGGGGAGGUGGCACUGCUGCGGCCCAGCGUGGAGGAUCCCGAGGCCAGUCCUUGUCCUCCCCUGAGGAUGAUCCCUACACCCGCCGGGGUGUUCCGCGGGUCCCGGACAGCCCUGUCCAGCCCGAGGGGGCCAGCUUCUCCACCUCCCUCAGCUCCUCCCCAGAGGAGGGCUCCCAGGUGGGGAGCAGCUUCGUGGGGCUGCGGGUGGUGGCCAAGUGGUCCUCCAAUGGAUACUUCUACUCGGGCCGCAUCACCAAGGACUACGGGGAGGGCCGCUUCCGUCUGCUGUUUGACGACAGCUACGAGUGCGAGGUGUCGGGCAAGGACAUCCUGCUCUGUGACCCCAUCCCCGUGGAAACGGAGGUCACAGCCUUGCUGGAAGAUGAGUACUUCAGCAUAGGUCUGGUGAAGGGUCAUAAGACAGAGGGUAAGGAGUUUUACUACAGCGUGGAGAGUGAGGGCAAGAGGCAGUGGCACAGCAGGAGUGCUGUGAUCCUGUCCCUGGAGCAAGGCAACAGCCUGAGGGAGCAGUACGGCCUGGGCCCCUACGAACCCUCCGCACCCCUAGCCAAGGCCUCCGACAUCAGCCUGGACAACCUGGUGGAGGGCAAGAGGAGGCGCAGGGGCAACACUGGAGACCAGGGAACCCCCAGCCGGAGCGCCAGCGCCAGCCCCCGGACCCCCGGGCCCUCUGGGAAGAGGAAGCUGAUUGGCUCUGAGGAGGAGAGGACCCCCGCAAAGAGAGGCCGCAGAGGGGGAGGGGCCAGAGGAGGAGGAGCCAGAGGGGGCCAGCGACCGGGUGUGUGUAACACCUCUGGUAGUGGGACAGACCUCCCUCGCGAACCAGAGGACCUGGAGGGGACCCACGGCCCGCUGCCCCAGAGCCCCACCCUCUUCAUGGGCUUCGCCUUCAUGCUGACCGCAUCAUCUGAGACAGACCGCCUCACCAACCAGCUUGUCAGCGAGGAGGAGUGUGUUCAAACAGCUCCAUACAACAAAGGCUACACUGAGACCCAGCUGCUGGCUGGUGGAGGCUUCAUCCUCCUGGACUUCAAUGAGGAACAGUGCAAAGCAGCCUAUCAGAGCCUGCUGGUUGCUGACCAGCACUGCCGCACCAGGAAGUACUUGCAGUGUGUGGCCAGCGGGGUGCCGUGUGUGUCCCACAUGUGGGUGAGAGACUGCUGCAAGGACAACAAGCUGCUCAACUACAGGAACUACCUGCUACCUGCAGGCAUGGGGCCUGACAACUCCAUAGUGGAAUGGCAUCCCCGCAGCAGCCCGUUCAAGACCCUGCGGGUCCUGCUGGUGUUUGAGGAGCCUGUGGAGCUGUGGGCUCAGCUGCUGAGCCUGAUGGGAGCUGCCUCUGUGAGACAGUACCAGUCAGACAAGGACAGCUCAGACAUUCCUGAGGGCAAGUUUGAUGUGGUCAUCACAGACCGUGCCUGCCCGCCAUUGGUCCUGGAGAAUGUGACAUCACAGAAUCUUCCGUUAGUGUCUCCUGAGUGGCUGAUCCACAGUGUCAUCUGUGGCGAGCACUUGGGUUACCAUAGCAACCCUCAAUAUCAUCAUGACUACACGCCCUCGUCCUAAUCCAUUCCACACGUCCAGCAUCCACACAGUCAACCAUGUUUAAUGUUCUAUAUCAGUCAACUUGCAUGCCUGUACUGUAAAUAGUUUUAACCUGUUUGUUUUUACGAAAUUAUUAAACCGUGCCAGUUGUUUCAGUGAAAAACA